GAUUCAGCUGGGUUUGGUCUGGCGAUCCGUCUGCAUCCGAUUCCACCGCCAAUUUCACCAAAAUAACCGGAUAAUAUCCACGUCUGGUGACCGUUACACGGAGUACCGCCAAGUUUUUCUGCUUCGAAGCGAUGUCCGUCGCGGGGUUUAAAAAGCAGUUCCAUAAAGCCACCCAGAAAGUCAGCGAGAAGGUUGGUGGCGCGGAAGGAACCAAACUAGAUGAUGACUUCAAAGAAAUGGAAAAGAAGGUGGACAUCACCAGCAGAGCCGUGUUGGACAUCAUGACCAGAACAACCGAGUACCUACAGCCUAAUCCAGCGUCCAGAGCCAAGCUGAGUAUGAUCAGCACCAUGUCAAAGAUCCGCGGGCAGGAGAAGGGACCCGGGUACCCGCAGGCCGAGUCCGUCCUGGGAGAUGCCAUGCUGAGGUUCGGACGGGAGUUAGGGGAGGAGUCCAGCUUCGGUAAGUGCUCUGAUCGAGUGCCAGCGCAGGUGAAGGAGCUGGGCGAGGUGAAGGACGCUCUGGACAUGGAGGUCAAACAGAACUUCAUCGACCCGCUGCAGAACCUCCACGACAAAGACCUCAAAGAGAUCCAGCACCACCUGAAGAAGAUGGAGGGAAGGCGUCUGGACUUUGACUACAAGAAGAAGCGCCAGGGGAAAGGGGUCCAGGACGAGGAACUCAAACAGGCGCUGGAGAAGUUCGACGAGAGCAAAGAGGUCGCCGAGCAGAGCAUGUUCAACCUGCUGGAGAGCGAUAUAGAGCAGGUGAGCCAGCUGGCAGCGUUGGUUCAGGCUCAGCUGGAAUACCACACCCGCUCGGCCGAAAUCCUCCAACAGCUCGCCAGUAAAAUGGAGGACAGGAUAAAAGAAGUGUCCAAUAAACCGAGGAAAGAGUACACUCCCAAACCCCGAAUGACUCUGGAGCUGCUGCCGUCCAGCGAAAGCCACAACGGGGGGAUCCACUCGGCCAAGUCGCCCGGAAGAUCACCAGCCCCCAUGGACCAGCCGUGUUGCCGAGCGCUCUACGACUUUGAACCAGAGAACGAGGGCGAGCUGGGCUUCAAAGAGGGCGACAUCAUCACCCUGACCAAUCAGAUUGACGACAACUGGUACGAGGGCAUGAUCAACGGCCAGUCGGGCUUCUUCCCCAUCAACUACGUCGAUAUCCUGGUGCCGCUCCCCCAUUAGUUCUCCCCCCCUCACCCUCCGCCAAUGACCUGACCCUCAAACCCCUCGACCAAUCGAGACACCCUGAAAAACGUAAAACCACGCCCUCCUUCUACUUCUUCUUCCUGUGCUCUUUGUGCGAUUCUGCUUUCACAAAAAACGGACUGCAAUGGCGGAGACGGGGAUGGACGAGACGAGGCAGUGGGACGGCGAUGGGAGGAGGAUUUUAAGUCUGAGAGAUGCAGAAAGAAAGGAGGGAUUGAAAGGGGAAGACAAGACGCAGAGAUGAUGAUCUUUUUACACCGCUCACUCAGCCGGGCGGCACUGGGAACCAAUGAGGCUUUGGAGACUUAAAGGCAGGGUGUAUACUGUAUGUACGUGCAUGUGUGUGUCUGUAUGUGCGUUUCGACUUGUUCUUACUCUAUUAUGACCGAGCCAGCACAAAGCCUUGCUUGUCUGUUAAAUUCCCCGACAGCUUCUUUUGUGCUGCUGUCUUUUCUUCUCUUCUUGAAGGGUUACUUCAGGGUUUUUUUUUUUAAACAAGGACUCUCUCAUUUUCUCAUGUUUUUGUGUCUUAGUGUGUGAUGGGAACAACCGUCUUUGAAAUUGGUCCAGUAUUAAGCAAGACGAAACUGCAACGUGAUGUUAAAUGAGCAAUUUCGUUGAUUUUGCAUCCACUAAAAGUUCAGUUUUUACCGCUGACAGGCCUAGUGAGAGUGUCUGACAACAUUAUGAAAAGGAUCC
Perca fluviatilis (European perch) is the source of this 1913-nucleotide messenger RNA. RefSeq names its product endophilin-A1-like. The transcript is spliced from 10 exons. Gene Ontology annotation, cellular component: cytoplasm; glutamatergic synapse; presynapse. Gene Ontology annotation, biological process: synaptic vesicle uncoating. Lineage: Eukaryota; Metazoa; Chordata; Actinopteri; Perciformes; Percidae. Bases 132 to 1190 code for a protein of 352 amino acids. The record is from RefSeq and is a predicted model, not a curated record. Gene Ontology annotation, molecular function: protein binding.